Messenger RNA from Xyrauchen texanus (razorback sucker), 4077 nucleotides. RefSeq names its product protein prenyltransferase alpha subunit repeat-containing protein 1. Gene Ontology annotation, molecular function: protein prenyltransferase activity. Gene Ontology annotation, cellular component: cytoplasm. Gene Ontology annotation, biological process: protein prenylation. The transcript is spliced from 7 exons. Lineage: Eukaryota; Metazoa; Chordata; Actinopteri; Cypriniformes; Catostomidae. Bases 10 to 1308 code for a protein of 432 amino acids. The record is from RefSeq and is a predicted model, not a curated record.
GCUCUGAAAAUGGCUGAGUCGGAAGAGGAGGUUGAUGUCUUGGUCCAGAGAGUUGUGAAAGAUAUAAAUAACGCCUUCAAAAGAAACCCAAACAUUGAUGAAAUCGGACUCAUUCCAUGUCCAGAGGCCCGAUAUAACAGAAGCCCCAUCGUCCUGGUGGAGAAUAAGCUGGGAGUGGAGAGUUGGUGUGUCAAGUUUCUAUUACCAUAUGUACAUAAUAAACUCCUGCUCUACAGGCAGAGAAAGCAGUGGCUAGACCGGGAAGCAGUGGUAGACAUAACCUGCACUUUGCUUAUCUUAAAUCCAGAAUUUACAACAGCUUGGAAUGUCAGGAAAGAGCUCUUGCAGUGUGGUGUGUUAAACCCUGAGAAGGACCUUUACUUGGGCAAACUAGCGCUAACCAAGCAACCUAAAAGCCCAGAAACAUGGAUACACAGGCGGUGGGUGCUGCAGUGGCUGCAGAAGGAGUGCUCUCCCUCUGGGUUGGAUUUAAAGGAGCAGGCUGAACCCAGCAGUGAUGCUGAGAGGAGAAGUCAAUGUGAGCGUCUGCAAAGAGCCUUACAGGAGGAGAUGAGGGUCUGCGCAGACGCAGCUGGCCGUUACCCCAGCAACUACAAUGCCUGGUCCCAUCGCAUCUGGGUGCUGCAGAACAUGGCCAAAUGCAAUCUCAAGAUUCUGCAUGACGAAAUGUCCUCCACCAGGCUUUGGGUGUCCUUGCACGUGUCUGAUCACAGCGGCUUCCACUACCGUCAGUACCUGCUUAAAUCCCUGACCAGAGAGCUGAGCCAGGCUGGAGAGAGAGACCUUCACUGCACCCAGCAGUCCAACGGAGAGGUCACGGCAGGCGCCUCUGAUGACAAUCACCAUAAUGACAUCAUCCCUCAGCUUUUCCACGAGGAGAUGGAAUUCUGCACUGAUCUCAUUGAGUCAUAUCCAGGGCAUGAAACGCUGUGGAGCCACAGGCGACAUGUCCUCUACUUGUGGCACCAGUGGCGGCGGGAGCACUUUCUGGAGUUUGGGUCACAGUCUCCACCUCUCACCCACACAGACGUCCUCCUCAGUAAAGAGCCCUGCAAUGACAACUGUGCUUCCCAGGCCAUGGACAUUGACUGUGCUUUGGAUGGGAGCAAACAUGGAAGCUAUAUGCAGAACACCAAGCGAUUGAAGAGGGGACCCCUGCUGCCCCACCCUGGAUUUCCCUCCGAGCAUACAUUUGUCUCUAGAAUUAUAGCAGGUUCCAGAAGCCCAGAGCAAAGUCGCUUUGCCAUCGCCUACAGGAAGUGGCUGGACUCGGUUAUAGGUCAGUAGCAUGAGAAAUACUCCGCCCACCAUGUGGUGGGAGAGCUGUGAUAGGUCAGCUUAUUUCUGGCAUCGAACCACCCACACCCUGUUCUCUAAAAAUGGCUGGACACAGUGGCUGGUUGUCAGAGAUGCUCUGCCAGAGCAAAUUCCCCCUCAUGAUGAAAACCCAUGACCGGUCAUGACAGUGAAAGCUUUGUCUGUUUCAGCUGCUUUAGUUCAGGUACUGGAUAUCUCAGGACUGUUUUUCAGUGUAUUGUCUUGCUUGCGGUCCUUUUUUUUUCUGACAGUUUUUAUUUCAUGUUGUUUGAAGUCUUCCACCACAAUUGAGUUACAGUAUGUUCUCACCAUGCUGUCUGCAGUUGUAUGAUUCCUGUCAGGAGUCUGAAAUGCUCUGAAGGGAAUACUUUGAGCCCAAAGUGAUUCUGACCCAGUUUCACUCUUUUGUUUAAGUGAGGGCUGAACGGCGCUGAAUCCUGUCUACUGCUCCUCUUUGAACUUUUGCACUGAAGCAUGACGAUUUUACAAUGUAAAUGUUUUGCUGCAAUCAUUAACAUGAGCACAAUCAUUGAAUAUAAAGAUUCAUAGAGCCAUAUGAAAUUAUUAGGGCUAAAGACAGACAUUUUCAUAAGACUAAUGUUUAUAAUAACAAUAGUAAAACUGACUAAUGUACAUGAACAUUACAUGUCAGAAUUGAUAAGAAUAGAGGCACUGUCCUUAUUCAAGUGAGUAUUUGUAUUAUGACAUAAUAGUAAAACAUAUCUGAAGGAGGAUCAAUGGUUUAAUGGUUCAUGCAGAUAAUUCUCUGACUUUUAAGAAAAAAUGCUCCUAAAGCACAUUCAUCACUCUUUAAAACAAUGAUGGUCAAGUUAAGCAAAUAUCAGCUUUUAAGCACAAGCUUUGGGUUAUAGUUCAUCCUGGUGGUCUCACAGAUGCAUGGGUUUUCAUGAUGAAAGGGAACUGUAGAAGUAGGAGUAGUCUUUUCUCAGCUUGGCCCAAACGUUGGCUGCAAAAAUAAUAAGCUGCCACGUUCAAGUCCAUCUGGUGCAGAAUGGUGCUGAUUCUCUGCACUGGGGAGUGUGGCCCCUGAAGGGCCUGGGUUUACAAAUGCUGCUUUUUGUUUAACACAUUUUUUGAACCUAAAAGUAUAUUUAUGCAAAUAUGAAAAGUGAAAUGGUGUUAGCUUUACUUAUGUCUUGAUUUAUUAUAGCUUAUAAGCUAUUAGAAACUUAUGGUUGACUCACUCACUGUUACUCAGUACUUAUUAAACUUUCACAGUUCCACAGGCUCAAUUUUGCACUGACUACUUGAUUUCAUCACAGCUUAAUUAGAGUAGGUUGUGAACAUUUAAAUCGACUUUAUAAUAUCUUGCUCUCAAAUCAGGAAAAUGCCUGUUCUACAUAUGCAGAGGUUUUCUGGUUAGAUUAAGUCAUUUUAACAGUCUAGGAAAGGUUAUUCAAAUCCAUUAUUUUGAGUUUAUCCGUAAAACUUGUAGAUUUCAAUAAAACAAGUAUAUUAUUGUUUUUUUAAUGUUUUUGCACAGUUGCACAAGAACUAGAUUUCUGAAAGAGUUUCAGUUAUAUCAUUUCUAGUCGGACACUAUCCAGGGCAAUUUCAGAGUGACUUUCUCAGUUAUAGAAUGCCUUGGAUGUCCUUGCGCUUACCUUGUUUAAGAUGAAAUGGCAAAAUAGUGUGGUGGGCGUUCUUUUGUUGUUGCUGUUGUUGUUUUUUUCUGUCAUUUGGUAUGUCACAGAUAUCGCAGGUUUUCCGCAAAAAUUAAGCCAGCUUUGUAACCACACCAUUACUCUAACUAAAUCUUUUGCUAUACUGACAGCUUUUGAUCAUUGAGGUUUAGCAUUUCCCCCCUACACCUGCUGUUUGAGAAACUGGAAUGGAUCUGCAUUUUUCAGGAAAGAAUGCCUUUUAAAUGGAUCCUUUAAGGUCACUGUGCCAUAUGCUUGUAUAGAUAAAUAAAACCAGUUGCUAAUGUUAUUAUAUGAAUCAUGGUACAGCGAGUCACCCUUAUCUGUGAUUUAUUAUAUUUUUGCAUGGAUGUUACAUGUGUGCUAUUUUACUGGGAUCAAAAUCAUGUUUUCUUUGCAUUAAAUUAACAUUUUACUUUAAUUUAUUAUAGAGAGGAAAUAACAUUUACAGUUUUGUAUUAACCUUUUUUUGACACCCAAAAAGUAACUAUUUGAUGUAAUAAUGGUAUAAAUUAUUGGCUGUUGUGUUCCCUAUUAUUAACCUACAAACGACCACCAUUGGCAGUCUGAGGUUCAAUAAUUUGGAACAUUUACAAUAUGUCUUAUUUGUUCAGGGCUUCUGGUUUCACAUUUUUCUUUCUAAGCAGUUUAAGAAAUAUGUAGGCCUAUAUGUGUUUACAUUUAAUUUAAAUUGCAUUGAGGAAGCAGAUUGUAUUUCCAGUUGUGUCCGUUUCCAUUGUUGUGAAGUUUAAUAUAUUGUUUGAAUACCAAAUUUUUAACACCAGUUUAAAUGUUAAGCAUAAAGAAGGACCUUGAUUACUGGUACACCUAUGCAGAAGCAUUCUCACAAAGUUCAUUUAGCUUUAGAAAGAACAAAUGUAGCCAUGGAUUUUAUAUUUUCUUCAUGUACAGUAUUGACUCUGAUUAGAUGAUUAGGUACUGUAGGUUUUAAAAGCCACAAUAACCAACAUUUAUAGCAUCUCAACCAUUAUGUAUUUUGUAUUUAUUUGUAAAAAUAAAUGUAUUGACAAUGUUCUGUAGGUUGCCUACCAUAUGAAAUAAAGCUUAUCUGGAA